AUGAUGAAGCCCGAGGAGCUCAAGCACUAUCUGGCAGACCAGCCCCCCUCCGUCGUGCGCCUCGAGAUUGAGAAGCACUUUGCUCUUCUGACUGAGAAGCAGAAGCGAUAUGCUCACUUUAUCAGCAAGGCUGCUUUUGCCGGGUCCAGGAUUGUCCUGCGCCAGCUCUCCCCAGAGUCAGAGCCCAUCUUCGACUUGAUCAUCACCCUCCACAAGUCGGCCAAUGGUGACUGGAACGCGCUGGCCAAGAAGGCGGGCGUUGACGAGGCCGAGCUGAACCUUUUCCUCGAGUAUGUUGCCAUGUUCCUCGGCAACAUGGGCAACUACAAGAGCUUUGGCGACUCCAAGUUCAUCCCCAGGUGCAGCGAGACGACUGUCGCUGCUCUGGCCGCCACAUCACCCGAGGCCCAAAAGUUCUACGAUGCCACCAAGGGCGCCAUCUUCAGCCAUGACGACCCGGCUGCCAUGCACCUUGGCUUCCUGGACGCCGGCCACAUGACGACGUAUUAUCCCGACUCAAAGGACAUCACCAAGAGCGAGAUCGAAGCUGUUUCGACUUGGAUGGAGGAGAAGAGGCUCUUGCCCGAGAACACCAGGUUACGCAAGACGGCUGAUGGUUUCGACAUUCUCAUUGCUUCUGCUGUCACUAGCGUUCCCCCUGAGGGAGGCGACAUUGGCAAGGAAACCGAAUUCACUGUUGAGAAUGGCCCCCUGAAAGGCAAGACCAUCAGACUUGUGUAUGGCGACCACGCUGAAGAGAUGAAGAACAUUACUGCCUACAUCAAGCAGGCUGCGGCCAAUGCGGACAACGAGAACCAAAAGAACAUGCACCUGGCGUAUGCCAAGUCGUUCGAGACUGGAUCCCUCGAGGCGUUCAAGGAGAGCCAGCGCUGGUGGAUCAAGGACAAGGGCCCCAGCGUCGAGUGCAACAUUGGCUUCAUUGAGACGUACCGCGACCCUGCCGGUGUUCGAGGUGAAUGGGAGGGUUUCGCUUCUAUGGUCAACCAGGAACGCACCCGUGCUUUCGGAGAGCUAGUCAAUGCCUCUCCCUCUCUCAUCCCAUUGCUCCCCUGGGGUAAGGAGUUUGAGAAGGACAAGUUCCUUUCUCCCGACUUUACGUCACUUGAAGUUUUGACGUUUGCAAACUCUGGCAUCCCAGCCGGCAUCAACAUCCCCAACUACGAUGAUAUCCGCCAAACUGAAGGCUUCAAGAAUGUGUCCCUUGGAAACGUCCUCAGCGCCAAGGCACCGAAUGAGAAGAUCCCUUUCAUUCGCGAAGAAGAUCUGGCCGUGUAUCAGGCUAACCGAGAUGCUGCCUUCGAGGUCCAAGUUGGUCUUCACGAGCUCACGGGCCACGGAUGCGGUAAGCUCCUGCAGGAGACUUCUCCUGGAGUGUACAACUUCGACAAGGAGAAUCCUCCUGUCAGCCCCGUCACUCAGAAGCCCAUCAGCACUUGGUACAAGCCUGGCCAGACCUGGGGCUCGGUUUUUGGACCCAUCGCCGCCUCAUACGAGGAGUGCCGUGCAGAGCUGGUUGCUAUGUACCUGAGCUGCGAGUUCCCCGUUCUGAAGAUCUUCGGAUUCGGUGACGGAUCAGAAGACAUCAACGGCCCCGCUGGAGACGUUCUCUAUGCAUCCUACCUCUCCAUGGCCCGCGCCGGCCUUGCCUCUUUGGAGAUGUGGGAUCCCAAGAGCCAGAAAUGGGGACAGGCACACAGCCAGGCUCGCUUCUCCAUUCUCAAAUCUUUCCUCGAGGCCGGCGACGACUUCUGCAAGCUGGACUACACCAAGGAUGACCUUUCUGAUUUGACUAUUAAGCUGGACAGGUCCAAGAUUCUCACAGCUGGCCGCGACGCUGUUGCCAAGUACCUUCAGAAGCUUCACGUUUACAAGUCAACUGCCGACGUCGAGACUGGCACCAAGUUUUACACCGACAUGAGCACCGUUGGCUUGGACUUCUGGGGUACAAAGGUCCGCCAAGUGGUUCUUGAUAACAAGCAGCCACGCAAAGUCUUUGUCCAGGCCAACACUACCCUGGAUGAAGCCACGGACUCUGUGUCGAUCAAGCACUACGAUGCUACGCUUCUGGGAAUGAUUCAGAGCUGGGCCGACAGGAACCUGUAAGAACAGUGAAGUUACUAACAGCAUAUCCGAAAUGAGCGACGUGCCAUGACAUUGAUCAAAUACAUCUCCAGA
Trichoderma reesei QM6a is the source of this 2196-nucleotide messenger RNA. RefSeq names its product dipeptidyl peptidase. Gene Ontology annotation, molecular function: metalloexopeptidase activity; dipeptidyl-peptidase activity. The coding region runs from base 1 to 2124 and encodes 707 amino acids. Lineage: Eukaryota; Fungi; Ascomycota; Sordariomycetes; Hypocreales; Hypocreaceae. The transcript is spliced from 8 exons. The record is from RefSeq and is a predicted model, not a curated record. Gene Ontology annotation, biological process: proteolysis. Gene Ontology annotation, cellular component: cytoplasm.